UAGUCUGCGCGAUCGUCGUGUUGUCUUCGUUGAGACUCGAAGACUAAAUUGUAUCUAGUCCAGCUGCAGAGGCGCCGAGCGAGUGUCUUCAGAUCUCUCACUGGGAUUCGAGUCAUCGACAGAGCUUGACCAACGGUUGACACCCUAGUUAAUUAGGCUAACAAUGCUGAAAGACGACGAUUCGCCCGACGCCGUGUUUUCCGAGGAAAAUGCCUUUAAGACUCCGUCAUCAGAGAGCAGUGACAUUGGCCGGAAAUGGUACCGAAAGGCGGAACACAGAAUAUUUGUCAACAGAAGUCUUCACUUGCAGAAAAUUAAAUUCUAUGGCUUUGACAUGGACUAUACUCUGGCUGAGUAUAAAAGCCCGCAAUACGAGACGCUGGGCUUCAACCUUGUGAAGCAGCGUCUUGUGCACAUGGGCUACCCUGCCGAGAUUUUAGAAUUUGGUUACGAUCCGAGUUUCCCAGUGCGCGGCCUCUGGUUUGACUCCACCUACGGCAACCUGCUCAAAGUCGACGCCUACGGCAACAUCCUCGUCUGCGUGCAUGGUUUUGAAUUCCUCAAAUUCUCGGAGGUGUAUGAGCUAUACCCCAACAAGUUCCUGCAGCUUGAUUACAACCGCACUUACGUACUGAACACUCUGUUUAACUUGCCUGAAACUUACCUGCUUGCUUGCCUGAUCGACUUCUUCACAAACUCGCCGGAUUUCAUCAGAGAGAAAACUGGUGUGAAAGGAGGCGACAUCUUUAUGUCGUACAAGUCUAUCUUCCAAGACGUCCGAAAUGCGGUUGACUGGGUCCACAUUCAUGGGGAUCUGAAGUCCAAAACCAUCGAGAAUAUGGAAGAAUAUGUGAAACGUGAUCCCCGUCUUCCCACUGUGCUAGCAAGGCUACGCGAGUCUGGCGCGAAAACAUUCUUGCUCACUAACAGUGACUACAAUUUCACCAACAAAAUCAUGACAUUCCUUUUCGACUUUCCGCAUGGCGCUCGACCUGACGAGCCGCACCGUGACUGGAAAAUGUACUUUGAUUACAUUGUGGUGGACGCUUGUAAACCAUUAUUUUUCGGUGAAGGGACCAUUCUCAGACAAGUUGACGUACGGACUGGAGGUCUCAAGAUCGGCAUUCACGUCGGGCCAAUCCAGCAGGGAUUCGUUUACUCUGGAGGAAACUGCGACGUGUUUACACAAAUGAUCGGAGCCAAAGGCAAGGACGUGCUUUACGUUGGUGACCACAUUUUUGGUGACAUUCUCAAAAGCAAGAAGAUCCGUGGCUGGCGAACUUUCCUCGUUGUGCCGGAGCUUGUCCAAGAGCUGCAUGUCUGGACUGACAAGUGCAAUCUCUUCCAGGAGUUGCAGGCGCUGGACGUGCGUCUAGGAGACAUGUACAAGAACCUGGACAGCUCGGCAAAGGAAAAGCCGGACAUCUCAAAACUGCGUCAGGCGAUCAGGGACGCGACGCACAAGAUGGACCUCACCUACGGUAUGAUGGGCAGCCUAUUCAGGUCAGGCUCGCGCCAGACCUUUUUCUCGUCGCAGGUCGUGCGCUACGCCGACCUGUACGCCGCCACCCUGCUCAACCUGAUCUACUACCCCUUCAGUUACAUGUUCAGAGCGCCUGCCAUGCUUAUGCCGCACGAAUCGACUGUCGCGCACGAGCAGCGCUUCAUUAUGGAAUCGCCGAUGAUUGCCCGCUCAAGGACCUACUCCGUGCUUGACCAGCCGCAUCCAGUUGAAGAGGAGCCUGAGCAAACCUUUAGUAGGACUCGUCAGGUGGAGCGCGCGCAGAGCCAGGUGCCGCACGCCCGUCCGGAAACGCCGCGCCACGUGACGCACAACCACGACGAAGACUGCAGCGACGACGAAUCAGACGAGGUGCGCUCAGGGCACAGCGACCCCGAAAAGGUGACCGCCGACCUGUCGGCCGUCAAGAUGGGGCCGACGCUGAUCGACUGUCCGGCUGAGGCGACCGACGUGGCCGGGCCGUGCGACCCGGGGGCCAUCAGCGAGCGGGUUCUUGUCGACUGAGAGCUUUAAAACCGACUAAGAAACUGACCUUUUGUGAUAAACUCGGUCAUCGAAUAUAAAAAGGUAUUGACACACAUAAGAAACAGCGUUUGUGCCAUUUGGAAUUGUUUGGUGGCAAACCAAAUCAUUCAAAGUUGUGAUACACGAGUUUAGAAGCUGGAGUCGAAGCCUUUAACUUAUUGCCUUCCCUUCUGUAUAAAACACAAACUCUCUCGCACACAAUUUUUUUGCUUUACAACAAUACUUAGAGAAGGUUUAAGCACAAAUUCCUUUGCCUGAAGAUACAGAAUAAAUACAAUUUUCGGCUUCAACCCCUCUUAAAAUUAGCAGGACUCAAAAUAACGUUGCAAUAGGAACUGUUUACUGCCUUUAAGCGUACGGAGCAUUUUAAGCAAUCUCAAAUAAACGAAGCUAUUAACUGAAUUGAUCAUUCCAUUCCUGCUGGUGAGAAAUUCAUGAUUUUUCAGUUACUCGCUCACUUAAACGUUAAAUUCUAGGGAGCUGUAUUUCCUGUUUUCUGUUGCUGCAUGUUAGCUUUUCAGAAUGAAUAUAUAUUAUUGUGUUCCAAUACCUGAAGAAAAUUAGUUGGUUGUUUAAAUAAUAUAAUUGACAAGAAACGUCGCAUAAACUAAUGUAAAUCACGCUAUUUUUUUCUGGACCUCAUUUCCAGAACAAUAAAGAUGAAAAUGAAAUUG
This is a messenger RNA of Cloeon dipterum, 2721 nucleotides long. It is a transcript of the gene Nt5b, whose product is annotated as 5' nucleotidase B. Lineage: Eukaryota; Metazoa; Arthropoda; Insecta; Ephemeroptera; Baetidae. The coding region runs from base 164 to 2026 and encodes 620 amino acids. Gene Ontology annotation, molecular function: 5'-nucleotidase activity. The transcript is spliced from 12 exons. The record is from RefSeq and is a predicted model, not a curated record.